CUCUCUGCCAGGAAGAAGAAGAAGAUGAUUCUCUCACAUUCUGACGUAAUUUGUAAAUAAACCAAGAUAGCUAGUGGUCUUUCUGCUACAGCAUCUAGUUUGUUUUUUUAAUUAUGCUGAGAAAGAAACCAAGUGGCUCGGAGAAGAAAAGGAAACACUCGCACUCAGAGGAGCGACAGAACAGCAACAAACAUCGCAGCUCGGAGUCACAGUUAGAGAAUGCCAAAGAUGAGCUUGCCGACCCUGAGCUGGACCGGGUUGGCAGUGACAUCGAGGAAGGCGGACUGGACCUCAGCGUGCCCUUCCAGCCCAUCAAGGCUUACAUCAGCAACAAACACGAGAUGCUAGAGCAGUGUUUCUGUGUGUUAGGGGAGAAGAAGGUCCGGAAGAUGCUGCCCGAUGAGCUCAAGGAGUGCAGUUUAGAGGAAAUCAAAACUCUUUGUUUGGAGCAGCUGGAACCGAUCUCAGAGACAAAUCUCACUCAGAUUUUAGCAGGGGAAGAGCUAACUGCAGGAAACAGUGAUGGAAGGACUUUAGAGAGCCAACAGGAUAACAAUGUUGACUCUACGUCCUGCUUGAAAGAAACGGCUAAAACCGAAGACGCUAAGCAAGACGGUGGUGGCUCUGGCGAGGAGAGCGACGUCUUGAGCAUAAACGCAGACGUUUACGACAGCGACAUCUUGGGGCCAAAAGAGGAGCAGGCCGUCAAAGCCGAUGAGAUGGCCGUGAAAGCGGACGACGGUGGCGGUGAGCGAUCUGACACGGCCUCCAGAAACCCUGAGCUGGCGGCUCCAGAUACAAAGAAGGACAUUCAGAGCGACAUAGACAAGAGCGUCAGUGAAAUCUUAGCACUCUCUUCAACAUCAAGUAAAGAGGAAGCUGCAGAACCAAGUGGUGGGAAGAUGCAGCCUCCUGGUGUUGAUGAAGCCGUUCAAGGUGGAGCUUCAGUUUGUUCGCCGUCGAUUCAGCAGCUGGAGCUGCUGGAGUUGGAGAUGAGGGCGAGGGCCAUAAAGGCUCUGAUGAAAGCUGGGGACAAAAGAAAACUGUGUAUAACGAGCAACAUUUAGACAGUACGUGUUGAAUGAUUUAGUUGUAUUCAAGUAUUUCCUGUCCAGAGCUUUUGUUCAUGUUUGACUCUGAGAAGUAUAUUUUUAUCUCACUUGAGUUUAAUGAGAUAUUAAUGAAUGACUGUAUCAUUAAAAGACUUUUUCUCUGCA
Girardinichthys multiradiatus is the source of this 1217-nucleotide messenger RNA. RefSeq names its product caspase activity and apoptosis inhibitor 1. Lineage: Eukaryota; Metazoa; Chordata; Actinopteri; Cyprinodontiformes; Goodeidae. The record is from RefSeq and is a predicted model, not a curated record. The transcript has 6 exons. The coding region runs from base 114 to 1067 and encodes 317 amino acids.